Spirodela intermedia is the source of this 4106-nucleotide messenger RNA. The record is from the annotation of a GenBank genome assembly. NCBI's taxonomy places the organism in Eukaryota, Viridiplantae, Streptophyta, Magnoliopsida, Alismatales, Araceae.
AUGAGAAGAGCUGCGAGCCCUAUGCCGCUCCUCUCAAACUCCCUAUUCAUCUUUCUCCUGCUGUUUCCAUCUUUUUCUGCCCAGCCAUCGCGGUCGGCUAGGGACGGGGAGGUGAUUGUCACCGAUGAGUCGCCGUCGCCGUUCAAGGUGGGCGUCGUUCUCAACCUGAGAUCUCCGGUUGGGAAAAUGAGCCGCCUCUGUAUGGAGAUUGCCGUCUCCGACUUCUACCUUGCUCAUACGAACUACACCACCAGGCUGGACCUUCGAUUUCGGGAAUCCCAGCGAGAUCCCGUCACCGCAGCCUCUGCUGGUACGCCGUUUCUCCCGAUUUUGGCAGAUCUCAUCCAUACACCUCUUCAGAUUUUAUUGUUGACUUGAAGAAGUUUGAUUUUGAAACAUAGAUGUGGUAGAAAAGAGAAAACCUAGUUUUGAUUCCCCCAAUCUCAUCUGGAGAUUGGGGGCGGGAUUCACGAAAGGAUUUUCGCUAUUUGUAUCUUAUAAGACAUGACAACAUAAAUGACAGAUAGCUCGCUACAAAAACAUCCAGAUAUUUCCGAAAUACUUUCGUCUCUACUUUUCCGGAGUGCUUCCUCAAUACUACUAUAUUCAGAAAGUUGAUUCCAUAGUCUGAUUGAUUAUUCCCCUUCACAAUUAGCGGUAAGACAUUCCACCUCUUUGAUCUAUCCAGUUUCUUCAGAUUCUAUCCUGUUUCUGUAAUUCAUUAUGUCUUGAAUAAAUUCCAUAAAUGCCAAGCUUUGUUCAAGUUUCCUCGCUUGAUUUGAUUCAUGCAGCUGUUGAUCUAAUGAUCAACGAACGAGUUCAGGCGAUCGUCGGGCCACAGACCUCCGAUGAAGCAUCCUUCGUCGUUGACCUCGGAAACAGGAGCAAGGUCCCGGUCAUCUCCUUCUCGGCGACAAGCCCAUCUGUCUCCCCGGUGAAGACCCCGUUCUUCGUCCGCACCGCAGUGAACGACUCCUCCCAGGCAAAAUCCAUAGCCGCCCUCGUCAGAAAGUUCGGCUGGAAACAGGUCGUUCCGAUAUACGAGCAGUCGGAGUACGGGACAGGGAUGAUGCCGUACAUCGUUGAUGCGAUUAAAGCCGUCGGAGCUCGCGCUCCUUACAGUAGCUCCAUCCCGCCGUCAGCGUCCGAUGAUUUCAUCUCGAAGGAGCUCUACAAGCUGAUGAACAUGGAGAGCCGGGUCUUCCUUGUCCACAUGACGACGAGGCUAGCUUUGAGAUUCUUUGCGAAGGCCAACGAGGCAAGAAUGAUGAGCAAGGGGUUCGCGUGGAUUCUGUCCGAAGGGUUGACCAGCCUAUUGGGCACCGUGGAACCAUCGGUCCUUCGUAAGGACCUGUUAGGUGUCGUCGGCCUGAAGCCCCAUGUCGUUAAAUCAAAUAAGCUCCAGGAUUUCAAAAGCAGAUGGCUUAGGGAUUCUCGGAAGGAGAAUCCUCUGUCUGAUAUCUCCGAUCUGACUGUCUAUGGGCUGUGGGCAUACGACACGGUCUGGGCACUGGCCAUGGCGGCUGAGAAAGUCGGUGCGGUUGAUCCAGGCUAUUCUCAGUUAAGGGGACUUAGGGAUCCGCCAGAUCUGACUGCACUCGGGUUCUCCAACACAGGUGAACGACUUCUCGAUGAGAUCCUUCGCACAGAGUUCACCGGCGUCAGCGGUCAUUUCCAGCUCGUCGGGGGUCAACUUAACAGACCAGCCUUCGAGAUAGUCAACGUUGUAGGCGAGGCUGAAAGGACGAUCGGGUUUUGGACGGAGGAUCGCCUGACUCGGGACAUCGAUGGAGACCGCUCAAGCCCUUCCACGGACGAACUUUCCACAGUCAUCUGGCCCGGAGAUACGGUGGUGGUGCCGAAGGGGUGGGUCAAUCCAAUGAUCGGGAAGAAGCUGAAGAUCUUAGUGCCUGGUCCUGUCGAUCCGGGGUUCCAUCCUUUCCUGAGGGCGGACCCCGACCCACAGACAGGGAAGCUGGUCGUCAGCGGGUUCGCCAUCGAAGUGUUCGAAGCCGCUUUGGAGCAGCUGCCGUAUGCCUUUCCAGUUGAGUACUUCCAGCUCCAUCGACCCGACGGGAUGCCCUCACCCAAGUACAAUGACCUCGUCCGCCAGGUGUUCGAGCAGGUCUGCCCUUCAAACCCGAUAAGUUAUUAUUAAUUUUAUCUCAAAUGAUGCGUAUUCGUGAAAUCGUCUGAUUCAAAUAGAGGGAUUUUCUGAUUACCGUAGCUUUACCUGAUAAUUAAGGUCCAGCUACAAAUCAGGAUACAUGGUAUGAUUUACAUGUAAGGAUUAAAUGAACAUGUCAACUAUUUUCUGUAUCAUCGGCAGAAAUUCGAUGGGCUGGUGGGGGACGUGACGAUCACGGCCAACCGGUCGAACUACGCCGAUUUCACGCUCCCCUACGCGACGUCCGCGGUGUCGAUGGUGGUGCCAUUGAGGGACGACCGAAGAAUGAGCGCGUGGAUUUUCAUGAGACCGCUGAGUGGGACGCUUUGGAUAGUCAGUGGGGCCUUCUUCGUCUUCACCGGUUUAGUGGUGUGGAUUCUUGAGCACCGAGUCAACGACGACUUCCGUGGCCCGUUGGGCCACCAGAUUGGCACCGCGUCCUACUUCAUUUUCUCUACGCUUGUCUUUUCACACAGUAAGUAAACUCUCUCUCUCUCUCUCUCUCUCUCUCCCUCCCCCUCUCCCUCUCUCUCCCUAUAUUUUUUGUUAUUAUUAUUAUUGAGGGACUAACGGACGCCGACAAUCUGGUGGAUAUAAAUGUCUAGAACAUGGGCUUCUUUGACCAUUCCUUACCUUCUUUUGUCCAUUUGGUCCACUGGAGAGGGACGGUGUUCCUUCCAUUGGAAGACCCAUUAUCAAGGGUUUCUUGCGAUUAAAAACUCGUUGUUGUUCAUUUGAAGAGCAUAAAACCUAGAAAAUCUAUUGACAACGGACUUUUUUAUUGUUUCUUGAUUGACGCUUGGCUUCAGAGGAGAAGAUGGUUAGCAACCUAUCAAGGGUGGUGGUGAUCAUUUGGGUGUUUGUUGUGCUGGUAUUGCAGUCGAGCUACACCGCCAGCUUGACCUCCAUGCUCACGGUGAAGCACCUAAGGCCGACCACUACAGAGUUCAAGGAACUCAUCCGUCGGGAAGAGUAUGUCGGGUACCUAAGAAAUUCUUUCACCAGAGGAGUGCUCUUGGAGGAGGGCUUUAAAGAGGAGAAGCUGAAGCCCUUUAAGUCACCCGAGGAGUACCGUGAGGCCCUCUCUAAAGGGAGCAGAAACGGAGGCGUCGGCGCCAUCGUCGACGAGAUCCCAUAUCUCAGGUUCUUCCUCAAGGACCACUGCAAUGAUUACACCAUGGCGGGGCCACGCUACAAAGCUGGGGGAUUCGGAUUCGUGAGUCCCCUCACUUGUGUCGCUCUUACAAGAUCACAUUCCCCAUUUGAGUUGAAUGGUUUAAUGCAUCUCAAUGAUUCUUACCUAAUUUCAUAAAACGUCUAGGUCUUCCCCAAGGGAUCUCCCCUGGUACCCGACCUCUCGAGGGCCAUCCUGGAAAUAGCUGAGGGCGACAGGAUGGUGACGAUCGAGAAGAGAUGGUUCGGAGACCUGGAGAGCUGCGUCUUCCAGGAGAGCAGCCUUACAUCCGAUAGCCUCAAUUUUGCCAACUUCUGGGGUCUCUUUCUCAUCACAGGCGUCGCCUCCGGCGCAGCAUUUCUGGCGUUCUCGUCCUCAUUCGUAUAUCAGAAACUGCAAGCUCCGCGAGAAACCGACUCUGGCGAGACCCUCUGGCAGAAAGUGACGGAGUUGACUAAAAGUUACAACGAGAGAGAUUUGAACUCCUACACGUUCAGGAAGCAGGCAAAGGAUGAGAGGAGAUCGAACAAGGGGGAUUCGCUGGGAUCUUCAUGUGGCUGCGGGGGGAGCGCCAGAGACCCAACGGCUUCACCUUUCACCGACAGGUCGGGAUAUGGAAUGGCGUCGCCGUACACCAGUGGCUGUCCGACACCAUUAAGUAACUUCAAUCAAACGGAAGGGGGAACUCCAGUUCCGAAUCUUGCUAGCCCUCCCGAACGCGGGUCCGUCUCUUAUAGAGAGCACAUCGAAGCAACUCGAGAGUAA